Messenger RNA from Chelonoidis abingdonii (Abingdon island giant tortoise), 3363 nucleotides. RefSeq names its product zinc finger protein 219 (gene ZNF219). Gene Ontology annotation, molecular function: DNA-binding transcription factor activity, RNA polymerase II-specific; RNA polymerase II cis-regulatory region sequence-specific DNA binding. Lineage: Eukaryota; Metazoa; Chordata; Testudines; Testudinidae. The record is from RefSeq and is a predicted model, not a curated record. Gene Ontology annotation, biological process: regulation of DNA-templated transcription. Gene Ontology annotation, cellular component: nucleus.
CAUACAAUGAGGGGGGAGGCCGGCCGCUUGCCGCUCUGCUCUGCUCAGUCAGCCCCAGCCCAGCGCUGGCGCGGGGGGCUCCCCAGCUGUCGCCUCGCCCGGCCCCCCAUGCCGCUGUCUGUUGGGUUUGAAGAUGCGCCUGGCCCCAUCCCCUCGGCUGCCCUGAAAGAGCAGGCCUGAAGCAUGUGAUCGCUGGCACCAUGGAGGAGGUGGACUCCCGGUCGCCGUCCCCACACAAGGCGGUGGACUCCAGCCCUGCCAGCUGCGCAGCCCUGCCAUCUCCCCCACUCCAGCAGGAGCCUCUGCCGUCCCCUCUGCCUGAGGAGCUGUCCGUUGGCGAGGGCGAAAACCCGGCCUUCAACGGAGAGCUGGACCUGCAGCGCUACUUCAAUGGGCCAGGGUCUGCACUGGGGGAAGGCGGGGGAGGCAAAGCCCGGCCCUACCCCUGCGCCGUCUGCGGCAAGCGCUUCCGGUUCAACAGCAUCCUAGCGCUGCACACGCGGAUCCACGCCAGUGAGACCCCCUUCACCUGUCCCUACUGUGGGCACCGUGCUGCCCAGCGCGGCCUCCUGCGGCUCCACCUCCGCUCCCACCGCCCUGAGGCCUGCGCCCGCCUCAGCCACCAGAGCCGCCUGCUGCUGGAGCUGGAGGAGCGGGCACUGCUGCGGCGAGGCCCGCCAGCCGCCAGCGAAGGGGAGGAAGAAGAGGAGGAAGAGGAGGAGGAGGAGCCCCCCCCGCUGCCUAUCCCCCCGCCAGCUCCUCUCCCCGCCCCCCCAUCACCCCCACCGCCGCUGCCUCCCCCCAGCUUUCGCUGCCCCUUCUGCAAAGGCAAGUUCCGGACGGUGGGUGAGCGGGAGCGACACCUGCGGAUCCUGCACCAGCCCUACAAGUGCGGGCAGUGCCCCUUUGCUGCCACCCAGGAGGGGGAGCUGCAGCAGCACAGCCAGGAGGCCCAUGCCCCCCCAGCGCCCCCAGCCCCUGCCGCGCCUGCCCCCGCCGAGUUCCGCUGCCACGUAUGUGGCCAGGCCUUCACCCAGUCCUGGUUCCUCAAGGGGCACAUGCGCAAACACAAGGACUCCUUUGACCACAAGUGCCAGGUCUGCGGGCGCUGCUUCAAGGAGCCCUGGUUCCUCAAGAACCACAUGAAAGUGCAUCUCAGCAAGCUGGGGCUGAAAAGCGAGCGGGGUGCGGCCGUGCCAGCGGCUGGCGGGAAGCCCAAGGCGCCUCGGGGGCUGCUGCUGGGCUAUGAGGCGCUGUACCCUGCCUUCCUGCCGCCCCCGGACAAGGCCGAGCAGGGCUCCUUCCUGGGCUACCUGGAGCUGCGCCCACCAGGAGAUGCCAGCUGCGCCGAGCGGCUCCAGGCCACGGCCCGUGCAGUGGAGAGUGGGCAGGAGGCAGCUUCCCAGCUGUGGGGCGAGCGCCGGCAGCACAACAGGGGUGAGGCGGCCAGGGAGGAGGGUGGCGCCAGCAUGGGACAGCACCGCUGCCCCGACUGCGCCCGGGCCUUCGCUACCUACCAGCAGAUGGCCGUGCACACUCGCAGCCACCGGCCCCAGGAUGGUGAUUGGGCCAGGGGCCGGGCCCUGGGGGCGCUGGCUUCGCUUCACGCAGCAGCGGGACACGGGCUGCCCACGGAUGGCGGGGGCAGCUCCAAUGCAGGCACAGGCUGGGGCACGGCCCUACCCAGCCCGGGGAUACAGGAGGAGAAGGGGCUGCGCAGAGGGGCCCUGCGUCCAGAUGGGGGCCGUGGCACGUCAGGCAAAGACUGUCCGUACUGCGGGAAAACCUUCCGCUCCUCCCACCAUCUCAAGGUGCAUCUGCGUGUCCACACAGGCGAGCGCCCCUACAAGUGCCCACACUGCGACUACGCUGGCACCCAGUCUGGCUCUCUCAAGUACCACCUGCAGCGCCACCACCGCGAACAGAAGAACAGCGCUGGCGCGGCCGGGGCCUUGGAGCCACGGAGCCGCACCACCCCCAGUGCCCCCGCCAAGCCCCCCGCCUUCCCGCCAGAGCUGCUGCUGCAGGCAGCUGAGAAGUACCGCGGGGCCUUCCUGCCGCAGGCCUGGGGCACGGCCAGCCAUGGGCCCCCGGCCCGGCCGUCCCGCCGCAAGCCGGCCUGCACUGGCCGAGCCCUACGCAAUGGCCGGGCUGACUUCGAGCCGCUGGACCUGUCGCUGCGGCCGGCGCUAGAGGGGGUGCCACCUGGUGAGCUCACCCUGCACCGAUGCCUCUUCUGCCCCUUUGCCACUUCUGCGCCUGAGCUCAUGGCCCUGCACCUGCAGGUCCACCACAGUCGCAAGGCCCGGGGGCGCCGCUCUGUCACGGCCUACCCCGUACGGCCCCACGCCUGCCUGGGGCAGGACAGGGAGCAGCCCCCACUGCACCCCCAGGACAAGGGGCCUGGAGUUGGGGAGGAGCCCCCCACCGCUGUGGCCCACAUGUCCCAACGGCCCCCCAGAGCCCCCAUGGACACAGAGGCGAGUGAGAGGCAAGGGGAACUGGAGCUGGUGCUGGCUUGAGGCAGCAGAGCAGCCAGCCAGGGGCCCUGCUCUCCCCACGGGGCCUGAAGACCCCAGUGUCCAGGAGGGGCAGGGACAUGAUCCCCCAGUCCUCCCACUAGUGGGGCAAGGCGGACGCAGGGGCCUGUAGUGUAGACAUGAAACACUAACACUGGGCGGGAGAACUCGCUAGAAAGUAGACUCAUAGGGACAGUGAGCCAACAGGGGAGGGAAGCCAGGAGGGGACAGAGAGCCACUGAUGAGGGAUAUGCCUGGUAAGGGCAGAGAGCCAUGGGCAGUGGACAGCCCCUGCUGCUCUGCACCCACUCCAGCUCCACUGGCUGGCAGAGGGCUGUGGCUAGCAGGGCACUCUGGCUGAGUCAGGGUGCCCUGGGUGGCAGGAGCCAAUGGCUGGCAGGUGGGCUGUGGUGGGGUGCUCUGGCUAACGGGGCUCUCUCCCCUGGGGUUGUGGUGGUAGUUUCCUAGUGUCUGUAGACGUCUCCGUUGUCGGUUCCAGUGUUGUCGUGCUAACAGAGGCCCCGGCAGAGGCUGUGGGUCUAUGCAGCUCUGGGACACGGAGUGCUGCACACGAAGGGCUGAGCAGAGACAGCUGUGUCCUGGGGAGGGCCAUGUCCAUGGAAGGGUCCCUGGGUGGGUGAGUGUCCACACCCUGGCUUUGUCUCCAUGGGGACUCAAGCUGUAGUGUGGUCUCCAUGGUGAUCGUUGUGUGGCCUCCCUCCUGUGGCUGCCGGUGCUCCGGUGCUGUGGCAUCAUCUCCAUGGUGAUUGGUGCCAUGGCCUGGCCCCGCGGCAAUGGUUGCCGUUGCAGCUGGACGAUCCGUAGAGUUCUCUAUUUUUUUUAU